This is a messenger RNA of Biomphalaria glabrata, 3415 nucleotides long. Its product is annotated as neuferricin-like. Lineage: Eukaryota; Metazoa; Mollusca; Gastropoda; Planorbidae. The transcript has a single exon. The record is from RefSeq and is a predicted model, not a curated record. Gene Ontology annotation, cellular component: endomembrane system; membrane. The coding region runs from base 73 to 891 and encodes 272 amino acids.
UUGACAACACGCUUGAAGACAUUCGCAUUAUUACAUUUUGCAUUUCCGACUUAAAGUAAACAAACUUUUACUAUGAGAGGAAAACUCUUCUUGUUGUCAAUAGCUGUGGCAGUCGCUGCUUAUUUUUUUGGACCGAAAUGUGUAAAAAAGUUUUUUCAAAGCGCUUUAGGACAAAAUGAAACAGUAGAUAAUGUGCACAUAAGAAUAUUUACAAAAGACAAUCUUGCUUUGUACAAGGGAGACAAUAAUGGGGACGUCUAUCUAGCAUUAGCUGGUUAUGUGUUCGACGUUACCAAGGGAAGAAAACAUUAUGGUCCUGGGGGAGGAUACGAGUUUUUCGCAGGCAUUGACGGGUCCAAGGCAUAUGUCACUGGUCAGUUUGAUAAAGAUGGCUUGACAGAUGAUAUUUCAGAAUUAUCACCAGCAGAAGUGCUUGGUCUAGAGAACUGGAAAGCAUUCUAUGAAAAGGACUAUAAGCUUAUAGGCAAGGUUGAAGGGGCUUUUUUUGACAAAGAUGGAAAAGAACUUCCUAUGAUGCAGUUGUACAAGAAGAAAUUGAAACAAGCCUUACUAGAGAAAGACUUGAUUGAAAAUGAUAAAAAGCUUUUCCCGCCGUGCAAUUCUGAAUGGAGCCAAAACAGCGGAGGGAGGGUGUGGUGUUCAACUCGAAGUGGUGGAGUUGCCAGAGACUGGGUUGGUGUACCUCGAAUGUUCUACUCAGCAGGAAGCUCUCAGCCAAGAUGCGCCUGCAUUCGAACCACAGGCCCACCUUCUCAUGACCCAGAGAGUACUAAUCACAAAAACAGAGGAGAUCUUGAUAAUCCUAAUUUAAAUCGCUAUGCUAAUUGUGAAGAAAUGUCAGAGUCUUGUCCACUUCCUCAAAACAAUUAAAUUUAUGUGCAUUUUAGGUCACUAAAAAAAUUUAGUUUACACAUUUAUAUUAGUACAUAAGCUUAUUUUUGUUUUAUGUUGACUAAUUAUAAAAGCUUUUUAUUUUAUUUCUUUUCUACACACUUAUGAAAGAAUAUAAAAUGUCAGUUUUACAUGUUUAGUUUAUGACAUAUUUGUAUUAUGCAGCCCAUUUGAAGAUUCAUGAUGUCUCAAUAGGUUUUAUCCAUAUUUAACUAAGAAUAAAUAAAACCACAAAAUCUGCAUUCAUCUUGAUCAUUCCAUAAUUUGAUUAAUAAAUCUUGUCUGGUACUAGAAAUAAAGAUACUUUACUUAGCUUGCUAUACAUUUUCAUAAAUGUCUUAGUUUUACUAGAUUAGAUUAAUAAUUUUUAUUGUAUAUAUUCUUAGUUAUGUUCACACAUUAAUAUUUAUAAUUGAAUAGUUGUAAUCAGAUUAAAAUAGACAUUUCAAUUUAAAUAACAUACAAGGAGGAACUCCUCAAAGCUGAGCUGGUUUGGUCAUAUUGUAAGACAUGACUCACUGUCUUAAGUCAUUCUUCAAGGUACAGUGGAGGGAGCACUAAAAAAAAAGGGUUGUCCACAGAAAAACUGUCUGGGCAAGGUAAAAGAAUGGACCAGCCUCUCUCUAUAUCCUACUAAGAACAGUUGCAGACUGGGAAGAAUGGAGGGAUUUGGUUUCACAAACUGUCACAGCACUCCUACGACGAAAGUCAAGGGACUGAUGAUGAUAAGUUUUAAGAUUAGGUUGACAACAAUAUACUAUUAAACAUAUCAUUGUUUGAAAUGUACUUGCUAGUGGAGUAUCUCUGGUUGUAUACAAAUGUUUUUGUUAUUAUGCUAUUUAUGAUUUAGCUGACAUUAUAUAUAUAUAUAUAUAUAUAUAUAUCUUUCUUUUCUAACAUCUCUAGUAUAAAUAUAGAACUUUACUUUUUAAAAACCUGCUUUAGUAGUGAUAUUCUAUUAGUCAACUGAACUCACUUUUUCAGUUUAAUCUUUACUGAUUUUUUUUGUUUGUUUGUGAAGAAUAUAAUUGAUGUGAAUACUUAGCAAUAAACAACAGAGUAACUCAACAUGUUUUUUCUUAAAAUAAAUGUUAGAAUAGCCUUUUAAAUCUCACUGUAUAUUUCUUUUUAAAUAUUGUUGUUAUUUUCUUGUCAAUAGGGGUUGAAUGAUCAUCUUUGUUAUAAUUGAAUGAAUCACUUUUCUGUCUUUUUUUUCCUUCUUUUCAUAAUGUUUUUUUAAUUGUUAUUGUACUUAAUCACUGAAUUGUUUUAUGUAAAACUCACUGUGGACUAGAGUCGUAAGUGCAGUUUUAUUUAGAGUUGCCCUUAUCCUGUAAUAACUUUUGUAUUCCUAUUUUGACUGCUGGAAUUACCCUCUAUCCAUUUUAUUCACAUUUAGAUAGUGAUAUUCACUUCUCGUUGUCCACAAAACAGGAAAAAUCUAUUUAUGUAAUGUACCAUAGUCUUUUUUUCUUGUAUGUAAAACAUACAGGAUGAACAAUUCAUGCCAUAUGUUCACAGGCUCCAAAUUUAUUUCUCAAUCCAUAUUCCGGCAAAAAAAAAAAAAACUACUUUAAAAAAUCUAUACAUUUUGGUAUAUCAGGUGUAAAAAAUAUAGAAAGGUGUUUUGAUAUGCUUUGUAUUUUAAAAGGUUUAUAAUCUUCUAAUUUUUUUUUUCAAUUUUUUUAACAAUGUCAAAUCAAAUUUCUAAGCUCUUUUGCUUGUAACACAAAAUAAUUUUUAUAAUUGACUUGGCCAUAGUGAUCUUUUAAUAUAGUGCCCCUUUACAUUCAUUUGUUUCUUUCUUUUUAUUAAAAUGUCUUCCUUUUAUUUUCAUUUGUUAUUCCUUUGGUUAUCUUAUAUCGCCUUAUAUUUCUUUACCAAUGCUUCAGCAGUUUACUGUUUAAACAAUGUAAGCUGGAUCUUACACAUUGAAAGCCAAACAAAGAGAAGAUUGCAAUGUAAACUCAGUUUAAUAUUGUUUGUGAAAACCCUCUCUACCUAUUGGAUGGAACAUUAACUCUUUCUUUCCGUAAUUAUUUAACACAUUCUGAUGGAAUCAACGUUGGUAUUGUCAGUUAGGAGAGAAAGAGUUAAGAAGGGUGAUAAGCUCUAAUAGUUAUAUUUUUAACAAAUCUCCUAAAAUUCAGAUGUAGUUUUUGUAAGUCAUACUGUGAAUUGAAAAUGUUUUUAAUAGUAAUAUUUGACCAUGGCAUUGUUCAACUUUAUUUAACAUUAAAAACAUUUUAUAAAAUAGAGUGCUUUUGAUUUAUCACUGGACAUUUGAAAUACAUCUUUUAUCUUUUAACUUUAUUUACCAUUAAAAACAUUUUAUAACAUUGAGUGCUUUUGAUUUAUCACUGGACAUUUCAAAUACAUCUUUUAUCCUUUGCAGUACUGGUUUUUGAUUUAUUAUUUAACUUGACAAAAAUUUGAUUGCUACUGGUUGAACAUCACAUACAAUAAAUUGUUGAUCACUUGGAAUAAAACAUUGUUAAAUUAA